AUGUCCGAUUUUGUACUUGUGCUUCUCAUUUGCUUUUCCGUCAUUGCUGUGUCAGAUGCAUGGAAUCGUCUACUAUAUGUUGAUACUGUUGAGAAGUACUUGGAUAUGUGCCCAGAAUCUGGACACUUGAAAGAACAUCCAUCUCCAGAACCUGAUUUGGAUGAAUGUACCGAAUGGAAGGAUCGUACUUGCUGUCCACGAGAAACAGCUACUCUUAUAGCAAGUGCAACACUACACGGUUUUUCUUUCAAUUUCUGUGAGAAUAUGAGCAAACCAUGUCGUGACUUCUUCCAUUAUGACUACUGCAUGAUAAAGUGCUCUCCUGAUUUGGGCCCUUGGAUUGUUAAGCUUACAAGUUCCAGAUUCAAGGAGAGGGCAUUUAGAAUACCGCUCUGUGAAAGUGAUUGCAACGCUUGGUACGAGGCCUGCAAAGAGGAUAAGGCGUGUGCUAUCAAUUGGAGAUCAGGAGGCUUUGAUUGGUCGGAAGGUACAAAUAAGUGUCGAGAUGGCUUUACGUGUGUGGAAAUCUCUAAGCUGUAUGGUUCAGCGAAAACCUUCUGUGAGCACGUCUGGGAUCACUCCUAUCGAGUUGUGCCAGUAGAAUCUGUUGCUGUUUGGAAUAGCUCAGACAAACACUGCAUGCAUAUACCACGUGGUGGGGGUGACCCAAAUGCUCCGGGCAUAGUUCGACACAAUCACGAGGUGGCGCGACUCUUCGCUACAUCCAUUAUCAAACGCGUCUACGGCGGUGAAAAUUAG
This is a messenger RNA of Hydatigera taeniaeformis, 759 nucleotides long. NCBI's taxonomy places the organism in Eukaryota, Metazoa, Platyhelminthes, Cestoda, Cyclophyllidea, Taeniidae. The record is from the annotation of a GenBank genome assembly.